This is a messenger RNA of Prorocentrum cordatum, 306 nucleotides long. The record is from the annotation of a GenBank genome assembly. Lineage: Eukaryota; Dinophyceae; Prorocentrales; Prorocentraceae.
GAGCUGUUCUCAGCGGCACCUUCUUCAUGGUACCAGUACUGCAUCAAGGUCUCCAAGAUCAACGAGAUGACGACCACGGCGCCCAUCGACGACUUCGACUUCAUCGCACAUGCAGCUGAGGAUGCAGGACCAUGGCAGAAGGAGACUUGUUUCUGGUACGAUAUCUUGGCAGACGAGUGUUUCUCAGUGUCUCAAGAAGAUUUUCUGACAGAGGCCGAGGUCAUCAAGUAUUGGCAGUAUGUUGAAAUAAGCGACAGCAGCGAGACCAGUUUUUUCGUCUCUCAUGAAGUGCUUACUCUGGGCAAG